This is a messenger RNA of Dimorphilus gyrociliatus, 782 nucleotides long. The record is from the annotation of a GenBank genome assembly. Lineage: Eukaryota; Metazoa; Annelida; Polychaeta; Dinophilidae.
GGGACAUAUUAAUACUUCCGCUACCGGCAAACAUGGGUUCCCGAUAUGAUAGAGCAAUAACGGUUUUUUCGCCUGAUGGUCACCUUUUUCAAGUUGAAUAUGCCCAAGAAGCUGUUAAGAAAGGUUCUACAGCGGUCGGUGUGAGGGGGGAAAACAUAGUUGUUUUAGGCGUAGAGAAAAAAGCUGUUGCAAAAUUACAAGAAGAAAGAACUGUACGUAAAAUAGCUCUUUUGGAUGAACAUGUUGCCAUGGCAUUUGCUGGCUUAACCGCUGAUGCUCGAAUUUUGAUUAAUAGAGCUAGAGUUGAAUGCCAAAGCCAUCGUCUAACUGUAGAAGAUCCUGUAACACUAGAAUAUAUUACACGAUACAUUGCACAAAUGAAACAAAAGUACACUCAAAGCAACGGGCGACGACCCUUCGGUUUAUCAACACUUUUGAUUGGUUUCGACUACGAUGGAACUCCAAGAUUAUACCAAACAGACCCCUCUGGUACCUACCAUGAGUGGAAGGCAAAUGCUAUUGGAAGAUCCGCCAAAUCUGUUCGAGAAUAUCUAGAGAAACAUUAUACAGAGGAAGUUGCUAAAUCAGAAAAUGAGACCAUAAAAUUGGCAUUGAAAGCGUUAAUGGAGGUUGUUCAGUCUGGUAGUAAGAAUGUAGAACUUGCAAUAAUGAGACGUGGAGAACCUCUUAAGAUGCUGGAUGUAGAUGAAUUAGACAAGUAUAUCACCGAAGUUGAAAAAGAAAAAGAAGAAGAAGCUGAGAAGAGAAAGAAAAAACUCUAG